GGGAAGCAUUCCAGGCCUUUUUAUUCGCUGCUACCACAAAAGCUGUCCUGCUCACUUCAUCCCACAAUAUAUAUAUAUAUAUUCUGGGAAAAGCUGUAUAUUCGUUCACCAUGGCGCAGAAGGACACCAUUAUUUUUCUCGACCUGCAAGAAGGCGCCGUGAAGAGCAUCCGCGGCGAUGGCUCUGACGUGAAAACACUCUUUGCAAAGGACUGCGUCUGCCCCGACGGCAUCACCCUCGACCUUCACGAGUACAAGAAGUCGAAGGACCCUGCCGACAUCGUUGUCUGGUGGAGCAACAUGGGCGCGGUGAAGCUCGUGGAGGACGAGAGGGACCGCGGGGACUGGCACGCCGCGGAUGGCUUCCCUGUACGCGCUGCCCUGUACGGUGGUGACGAGACAGUGCAGCGGGUGGAGGUGAAGUUUCCCCAGCGGCUGAUCUGCGACGGCGCCGCGUACAAGGCGGCCAGCGAAGGACCCCUCAUCACCACCAUGAAGCAGAUCGCCCUGUAG
Molecule: messenger RNA, 512 nt
Organism: Leptomonas pyrrhocoris
Lineage: Eukaryota; Euglenozoa; Kinetoplastea; Trypanosomatida; Trypanosomatidae
Exons: 1
Coding region: 111-512 (133 amino acids)
Source: RefSeq, a predicted model, not a curated record